CAGAAAGUGAGGACGGACCAGGCCAGAGGGGCAAGCCUGAGGAGCUGUGAGCUGUGACUGGGGACCAGUGCCAUGGACACCCACAUCUGGAAGUGGCUGCUGCUUCUCAUGGCCAUACUGAAGGGACUGGGCCCUGCCCUGGCUGAUCAGAGGUCCACAGUGGCCAGCCCACGCUGCACUUACACCUUUGUGGUUCCCCAGCAGAAGUUUGUGGGUGCCGUGUGCUGGAGUGGAGCAAAGGCAGCAGCUCCUUGUCGAGACAAUGCUGGGGCAGAUGAGCUGCAGGCUCUUCAGACCCAGCUCAGACAGCAGGAGGUGCUAAUCAAGGAACUGAGGGAACAGGUGGCUGCAACUGGGCUUGCUGUCAGUGAAGUCAGGGCCCUUUGUGGGGAGACUCGGGACCCUGGCUCCCAGCCCAGCCAGCUUCAGACACCACAGCUAACCCAUGAAAGAACUAAAGGUUCCCAGGGGGGUGGGCUGGCUCAGCUAAAAGGCCAAGUCAUUAAGGCCUUAGCAGAAGCUCAGCGUGCCACUGCCCAGUACCACCAAUUGGAUGCCAAGUACCAUGCUCUGGCUGUACUAGUCAAUGACCAGAGUACGGUCAUCACCAAGUUGGAACAGCGGUGUCCAGGAGGACCUAGGGGGCAACAGGUACAGGACCUGAACAGGACAACAGGACAGGUCUUGCUACCACCUAACCUGAGCUCCUCAGGGCUUGGAGGGCUGGUGGGUAAUGGAAGCAGUGGUAGUGGAAGACAAGAUAGGGAGCUGCAGAGGGAGCAGAGCAGGGUACCUGGCCAACCACAGAGGCAGCAAGGGGUCCUGGCCUCUCCCUUGCCCACAGACCCCCCAGGAACACCCACACAGGCAACAGGCCCAUGGCGGGAUUGCCUGGAGGCCCAAAAGGGCAGGCAGGGGAUCAGCGGGGUUUACCUAGUGAGACUGGGCCAGAAAUCAGUGCCUGUGUGGUGUGAACAGCAACUGGAGGGUGGAGGCUGGAUGGUCAUUCAGCGGCGACAGGAUGGCUCUGUGAACUUCUUUACCAACUGGCAGAACUACAAGGUGGGCUUUGGCCGGCCUGAUGGCGAGCACUGGCUGGGUCUUGAGAACAUACACCUGUUGACCCAGCUCCGGGAUCACGAGCUUCUGGUGCUACUGGAGGACUGGGGGGGCCGUGGGGUCCAUGCUCGCUAUGAUGCAUUCUCCCUGGAGCCUGAGAGUGACCACUACCGCCUGAGGCUUGGCCACUACAGGGGUGAUGCUGGUGAUUCUCUGUCCUGGCAUAAUGACAAACCCUUCAGCACUGUGGACAGGGACCGGGACUCCUAUUCUGGUAACUGUGCUUUGUAUCAGCGAGGUGGCUGGUGGUACCACGCUUGUGCCCAUUCCAACCUCAAUGGUGUCUGGCACCUAGGGGGCCACUAUCGAAGCCGUUAUCAAGAUGGCGUCUACUGGGCUGAAUUUAGAGGUGGUGCCUAUUCACUUAAGAAGGUGGCUAUGCUAAUUCGGCCCCUCUGACUUCUGACCUAUACCUUUUGGAUCUUGGCGGGGCGGGGGAGGAGGGAGGUAUCUUUGACCAUCUUUGAUUGCCUGGCAUCUUGUAUCCUAGAGUUUGUAUGAGUCUGGGGUCUGCAAAGCCAAGAGCAUUAUAAAUAGCACCUCCCCAUGUCACAAAUCAUAUCCCAUCAAGCUCAUACCAC
Messenger RNA from Trichosurus vulpecula (common brushtail), 1700 nucleotides. It is a transcript of the gene ANGPTL6, whose product is annotated as angiopoietin like 6. Bases 73 to 1518 code for a protein of 481 amino acids. The record is from RefSeq and is a predicted model, not a curated record. Lineage: Eukaryota; Metazoa; Chordata; Mammalia; Diprotodontia; Phalangeridae. The transcript has 6 exons.